Molecule: messenger RNA, 759 nt
Organism: Epinephelus moara (kelp grouper)
Lineage: Eukaryota; Metazoa; Chordata; Actinopteri; Perciformes; Serranidae
Product: protein PFC0760c-like
Exons: 6
Coding region: 1-759 (252 amino acids)
Source: RefSeq, a predicted model, not a curated record
AUGCAGCAAUGCAAAGAAGCUGGCAAGUUAAAUGAACAUAAUGAAGAUGGUCAUGGCAGUUUGCAGAAUGUGAACAACAGUGAAGCUGACCACUUAAGCACAGAAGAUGACAAGAGUGAUGCUUCUAACUGUGAAGACGAAGACGAUGAAGAGGAGAAUAAAAAUUCGCCCACAACUAGCUUGUUGGGUACUGACAUUCAAGAGAAUGUCAAUGAAGCUGACCAACAAAACACAGAAGAUGACAUUAGUAAUGCUUCCAGCUGUGAAGACAAAGACGAUGAAGAAGAAAAUGAAAAUUCGCCCACAACUACCCUGUUGGGUCCAGACAUUCAAGCGAACGAGGAAGACCUGUCAGAUUCCGAAGGAGACAUGCUUGAUGCUGCCAGGAGUGAAGAUGAAAACGAUGUGGACAGUGAAGACUUGGAGUGCAAUGCUAGUGGAGAAAACACAUCUCAAUUGUCAAUGGACAGUGAAGAUAGAGCAGAUACUGGUGACAAGCCCUUGUAUCCCGGUGCUCCACUUUCAAAAGGAGAAAGUUUACUGAUGCUGAUGUCCUAUGUGUUGUGGCACAAUUUAACUGGUGAAGCACUUACUCAUUUGCUGGAAAUGUUUAACAUAAUGUUUCCAGGCCUGAUCCCAUCUUCACAUCACUUGUUCCACAAAGAAUUUGGAAGAUCAUCUACAUUUGAAGUUCACUUUUAUUGUGAAAGCUGUUUAAAAUACUUUGGCAUUAGAGCUGACUGUCCCUCUCAAUAUUAA